AGAGGAAGAAGAAGAAGAAGAAGAACAACAACAACAACAAGUGAAAUCUGUGUGACACUGUUGUAAAGAUGUUUAUUAAAGAGGAGAGUGAAGAUAUGGCUUAUCCAGAAGCAUGCAGAAUUAAAACCGAACACAUCUGACGAACAAACAGAAAUCGAGAUUCAUCAGACCAGGCUAUGUUUUUCCAGUCUUUAACUGUCCAGCUUUGGUGAGCCUGUGCCUACUGCAGCCUCAGCUUUCUGUUCUUUCUAUUCUUGGCUGACAGAUGUGGAACCCGACGUGGUCUUCUGGUGUUGUAGCCCCUUCGCCUCAAGACUUGGAAAUGAAAGAAGAAAAUAAAGAACCGAUUGAAGUGAAAGAAGAAAGUCAAGAACUGAAUGAAGUGGAGGAGGAAGAUCUGUAUCAGAAUCCUGAUCAUUUCAUAACUGGAGAAAAAUCUUUCAGUUGCUCACAGACUGAGAAGAAUUCCUCACAAAACAAAAGUCAAGCCAUAAAUUCCUUCACAUGCCUUCAGUGUGGAAAGAGCUUCACACAGAAUGGAAGUCUUAAAAGACACAUGAGAAUUCACACUGGAGAGAAACCUUUCACAUGUCUUCAGUGUGGUAAUAGUUUCACAUGUAAAGGAUCCCUUAAUGUACACACGAGAAUUCACACCGGAGAGAAACCUUUCACCUGCCCUCAGUGUGGAAAGAGUUUCACACUGAAAGGAAAACUUAACAAGCACAUGAAAAUUCACACUGGAGAGAAACCUUACACAUGCAUUCAGUGUGGAAAAAGUUACAUAGACAAAUUAGGCCUUAAAAGACACAAACAAUUUCACACUGGAGAGAAGCCUUUCUCAUGCCUUCUGUGUGGUAAUAGUUUCAGGUGUAAAGGAUCCCUUAAAGUGCACAUGAGAAUUCACACUGGAGAGAAACCUUUCUCGUGCAAUCAGUGUGGAAAGUGUUUCACAGAGAAACAACAUCUUAAGAGACACACAGUAAUUCACACUGGAGUGAGCACUUUUACAUGUCCUCAGUGUGGAAAGAGUUUUACACAGAAACAAAGUCUUCAGAGACACAUAAGGAUUCACACUGGAGAAAAACCGUUCACAUGCCUUCAGUGUGGAAAGAGUUUCAAACAGAAAGCAAUUCUUGACAACCACAUGAAAAUUCAUACUGGAGAGAAACCUUUCACAUGCCAUCAGUGUGGAAAGUGUUUCACACAGAAAGGAAGUCUUGACAACCAUAUGAAAAUUCAUACUGGAGAGAAACCUUUCACAUGCCAUCAGUGUGAAAAGAGUUUUACUCUGAAACAAAAUCUUCAGAGACACAUAAAAUGUCACACUGCUGAUUAGCCUCUAAAAUUCCUUAAAUGUGGCAAUAGUUUCAAGAGUAAAGAACACCUUAACGUGCACCUGAGAAUUCACACUGUAGAGAAGCAUUUCUCAUGCCAUCAAUGUGGAAUAGGGUUGGGAACCGAGAAACGGUUCUUGUUCAGAACCUGUUCCAUUCUUUAAAAAAUACCAGAAUCAUAUGAUCUUUCAGUUCCAUUAACGGUUCUCCUGUGUGCAGGAGAUGCGGCUGGAACACCAUCCUGAAAUACUCUGACAGUGUUUCCAGCAGUGCAUCUCUGCAGCAGCACUGCCCUCUACUGACUCUACAGCGUAAAACACACAGCUCUACCAGUGUAUUUGAUUCCCGAUCUCAAGACGGCUCUUUUGAAUCUACAGCGUGAAACAUAUGUGCUUCCGGUAUUGUUAGAUUUCCAAAAGAAUUAUUCAAAGGAGCCGGUUCUCUUGAAUCUACAGCCCAAAACAUAUGGCGCUUCUGGUACAGUUAGAUUCCUGAAAGAAUCAUUCAAAGGAGCCGGUUCUCUUGAAUCUACAGCCCAAAACAUAUGGCGCUUCUGGUACAGUUAGAUUCCUGAAAGAAUCAUUCUAAUGAGCAGGUUCUUUUGAAUUUGUAGCGCAAAACAUACAGCGCUUCCAUUUAUAAUCCACCAUACAAGUAAUCUUAUACUGAUGUGCAAGUUAUGAAUGUCCACCUCAAAAUUAAAAUUGCAGUUACUGACUUGUUUAUAUGACCAUGUAUAAUUAAAAAUAAUGAGUUUUGUUGUAAUCAGUGGAAUUUUAUAAAAAAUAAUUAAUGAAAUAUGCCAUCACUUUUCUUGUUGGUUUAGAUAUAUUUAAAAUAGAGUAAGGAUCUAUUAUUAGAUUGUAUUUAUGUCUCAAAGUCUGUAAACACACCUUUUACAAGGAUUGUAUUACAUUUAUUUCUGAUUUGUUAAUGUUCUGCUCUGUAGAAAUCUGAAAUUAUCUCAUUAUUUGGUAACAGAUAGCAGAGGGUAGUAAAUACAAAAAUAAUUCCAUUUAUCAUUUCCAAAUAAUUCAUUUUAAAAAAGGUACUAAAAUAAUUACUGGAACCGGAAUCGUUAAAUUCCUUACAAUUCCCAUCCCUAAUGUGGAAAGAGUUGCAGUCGAUCAGACACCCUUAUACAACAUGAGAGAGUGCAUUUUGCAGAGAAGCUAUAACAGUGUCCUUCAUGUUUCCACCAUUCAUGGUCUUUAAAGGUGCACUCAGUAAGUUUUUAGCUGACUCUUAUUCGUUGCAAUAAUACCAGUGGUUGUGAAUUUUAUACUUAUUGUCAUGGAUGCACAAAAUGUAUUAACUGCUGCCUUAUUAACUUAAUUUUUGUCUUUUGUUUUUCUCCAUCUCAUACUACACGCAUCUGUAUAGUGAAUAUUCUCGGAUUAAAUCCAAACGAAAUUUCAUGCAUGGUUGCGCAUUGGACUGUGACUGGACUGCCACAUCUCACAAGCUCACUCGUGCUUGAUGUCGUGCUUUUUAUUGUGGCGUUAGAGCUGCAGGUUGGAACGGUUUGUUUCAUGACUCCAGCAGGGACCUCUUGUUUUGACAUUUUAUCUUUCCACUUGCACUUAAUCUAUAGUGAUGUCCAAUUUGUGGACGAAUCGUUCUUUUGAACCGGUUCUUUUUAGUGAACGUGUUGAACCAGUUCACCAAAUCGGACUGAAUCGUUUGAAACAUUUCGCGUCUCAAGUCGCCACUGAUCCACAAGUUACUCUAUCUUAACCUGUCUCUCGGACAUGCCUGACACUCCGACUCUAAAUGAGCCGAUAACUGGGAGUAAUAUGAUCCUAGAACUGGUGUCAUCUGCUUUUUCUAACUCGUCUUUGCAAUGAACCACUCCAACAAGGUCACAAAUCGGACUGAACGCUCCAGUCACAACAGUUCUUGAGACAGCAGUACAGUGAGUCGCUCAUAACAGUUCUCGAUUCAACGGUACACUGAACUGAGAAUCGCCUCUUUCGUAGGUGUUCAGCGUACUGAGAACUGAUGAGCUGUUGACCAUUGUGCAUGCGUGUGGUUAAGGGGAGAAAUUUAUGUUUCAGGUGUUUUUUGAAGUAUAAACAAAUAAAACAUACUGGAAAUAUGUUUAUAUCUUGAUUGUAUUACCGUUUUUUCAACGUAUGAAGAUGAUCCAGUCUACAGCUCUCGAGUCAACAGUACACUGAUCCGGGGAGAGCAGCUCUCAAAUCAACAGUACACUGAUCCAGGGACAGCAGCUCUCAAAUCAACAGUACACUGAUCCGGGGACAGCAGCUCUCUCGUCAGCAGUACAUCGAGUCGAUCACAGCAAUUCACGAGUCACCAGUACACUGAAUUGAGAAUCACCUCUUUCGGACAUAAUACUGAGAACUGCUGAUCAGUGAGCUGUCGAUGAGCAUGCAUGAACCAAGGACUUGAAUGAGGGGGCAAAACAUUGCAAUCAAGAGAUGUAAAGGAAGUUUACUACGGAGUAUUGUGCAUGCAGAUUAUAUUUUAAUUUGUUAUGAGGUGGAUCAUGGUUUCUGUAAGUUAAUUAAGACUAGUUUAAUCACUUUAUAUGCUUUAGACACGUACUGUAGAACAGCCGCGUUUGUAUAUCAGUUUCAGUAUUGGGUGCUUUAGGUGCAAAACUUUAAUGUAGGCUGUAUUGUAAAAUCACUGAAUGACACACUGACAAUAAACACCCUUAUUAUUAUAACUUUAUUAAAUAAAAUGUAAAAAUCAGCAAUAUGAGCUUACAUAUGGCUUUAUUGAAUGUGUUUGAGACCUCAGCCAAGACCUCAGAAAAAAAAUUGUGGACCUCCACAAGUCUGGUUCAUCCUUUAGAGCCAUUUCCAAAUGCCUGAAGGUACCACAUUCAUCUGUAAAAACAAUAGUAUGCAAGUAUAAACACUACAGGACCAUGCAGCCUUCAUACCGCUCAGGAAGGAGAUGCAUUCUAUCUCCUAGAGAUGAACGUAGUUUGGUGCGAAAAGUGCAAAUCAAUCGCAGAACAACAGCAAAGGACCUUGUGAAGAUGCUGGAGGAAACGGGUAGACAAGUAUCUACACUACCGCUCAAAAGUUUUGAAACACUUGUCUGAUGUUUCUCAUGAUCUUAAAAAUCUUUUGAUCUGAUGGCGUAUGCUUAAAUGUUUGAAAUUAGUUUUGUAGACAAAAAUAUAAUUGUGCCACCAUAUUAAUUUAUUUCAUUAUAAAACUAAAAUUUAAUUUAAAAAAAAUCAAAGUUUUUGAAAUGGAUGACUUGGACCAAAUAAUAAAGAAAAGCAACCAAUAAGUGCCCAACAUAGAUGGGAACUCAUUCAAUACUGUUUAAAAAGCAUCCCAGGGUGAUACCUCAAGAAGUUGGUUGAGAAAAUGUCAAGAGUACAUGUCUGCAAAUUCUAGGCAAAGGGUGACUACUUUGAAGAUGCUAAAAUAUAACACAGUUUUGAUUUAUUUUGGAUUUUGUUUAGUCACAACAUAAUUCCCAUAGUGCCAUUUAGGUUAUUCCAUAAUUUCGAUAACUUUACUAUUAUUCUAAAAUGUGAAGAAAAAAUAAUUAUAAUAAAGAAUGAGUACGUUUUGACCGGUAGUGCAAAACUUUUGACCGGUAGUGUAUAUCCACAGUAAAACGAGUCCUAUAUCGACAUAACCUGAAAGGCUGCUCAGCAAGGAAGAAGCCAAUGCUCCAAAACUGCCAUAAAAAAUGCAAGCGCACAUGGGGACAAAGAUCUUACUUUUUGUAGAAAUUUCCUCUGGUCUGAUGAAACAAAAUGGAACUUUUUGGCCAUAAUGACCAUCGUUAUGUUUGGAGGAAAAAGGGUGAAACUUCCAAGCCGAAGAACACCAUCCCAACUGUGAAGCAUGGGGGUGGCAGCAUCAUUUUGUGGGGGUGCUUUGCUGCAGAAGGGACUGGUGUACUUCACAAAAUAGAUGGCAUCAUGAGGAAGGAAAAUUAUGUGGAUAUAUUAAAGCAACAUCUCAAGACAUCAGCCAGGAAGUUAAAACUCGGUCGCAAAUGGGUCUUCCAAAUGGACAAUGACCCCAAGCAUACCUCUAAAGUUGUGGCAAAAUGGCUUAAGGACAACAAAGUCAAGGUACUGGAGCAGCCAUCACAAAGCCCUGACCUCAAUCUGAUACAAAAUUUGUGGGCAGAACUGAAAAAGCAUGUGCAAGCAAGGAGGCCUACAAACCUGACUCAGUUACGCCAGUUCUGUCUGGAGGAAUGGGCCAAAAUUCCAGCAACUUAUUGUGAGAAGUUAGUGGAAGGCUUCCCAAAACAUUUGACCCAAGUUAAACAAUUUAAAGGCAGUGCUACUGAAGGGGUGGAUGCCUGGAUAUAUAUAUCCUUUGAGUGAAUUAAAUUUAAACUGAUCCUUUUGAACUAAUGAUUUAUUAUUCUAAGUAUCUUAAUAUAUGUUCUUUGUGGUGUUAUGCUCAUACAAGCAGUUUGAGACCAUUCUUUAUCUGUCUUCAUGCUUUAGGAGACAGUGUGUCUUCUGACUAAGAGGCCUAGGUCACGUAGGCCGCUUCUCUAGUGUCUACAUUGAUUAUGAAUGUUUCUGCCAAGUUAACAAGAAUACAAUUUCAGCUCUCCUGAGAGAAAGUACAGUUAUCUCUAUGUUUUAAGUUCCAAUAAGAUAAGACCAGUCUCCAACAGAAACCUUGAAUAGGAGAAACUGUGUGUGUUUCUCCAAAAGUAUUUCUGUUUCAGGAAUUCACUAAAGUGAGAAUAGCAGUCGAGAGGUGGACAACUGGACCUCAGAGACCUACUAUUGUCUAUAAAGGGAAGACUGUCCGUGGCCUAUGUCCUGACUCGGACCAUUGGAUCCUAUAUACAGAACUAAAGUGUCAUGCCAACAAUCAGUGAGAUAAACAAUGGACACGAUGACCAUGUCCAGAAUUGUUCUAUAGUUAUCAAUGCUUGUAACCAAUCAGAAUUCUAGAAGCUAUAGCAUUAACGUCAACUUGAUGCUGUAUCUGACUAUAAGUAUUGAUGUUUUUGGACCUGGAUUCUCCUGUCUUCGAACUCAGAGGCUUUUGUACUGCUGACUUCUGCCAUUUGAUUUUGCAAACAACUGUCUUCAGUAAAACUAAUUUGAUUGACACAUCGACUUCAAUAAAAUGGAUUAGUGAUCAUAACUGACCUAAAACGGACUGUUUUCUACGAUUAAAUGUUAGGAAUUGUGAAAAACUGAGUUCAAAUGUAUUUGGCUAAGGUGUAUGUAAACUUCUGACUUCAACUGUAUAUGUUUACAAUCUUAUGAUUACAUAUAUAUACAUAUAUUUUAGAGAUGUGCCCGAAGCCGAAUACCCUAUCCGGAAAGGCAUGAAUAAUGACUUCAAAACAAAUAAUGGAUUCAUCCGAAUAAUAUAAAAAAUAUUUGUAUGACUGAUUAUCGAAGAAGCACAAGGAUAAAGUGACAUUUUUUAAAUAAACAUAUCCAAAAUUACAAUUACUUUAUGAAUCUGUGCAGCCAAUAUUUCUAAAGUGUAAACCUUAUGAAUGAAAAUGCACACGUUGUUAUUUCAGAUUGGAUGGGCGCGGUCUCGACUCCGUUUGUGAUCUCUGUUAAUUGUGCAUCUCUGGAGCUUAUCAAGUGUAACAUUAUCUAAGAUAUGACAUCAUUUACACUUUCCAUUUCUUGAAAUGUCUGUUAAUGUAUCACACGAUUCACACGUGAUUCCCAUGUAUUUAUUUAUAGCCUAAACCUGAGUGCAAUGUUAAAUUCCUGACCUGAAGUGAUGAUUUCACGUCGGAGCUCGUCUAUCUGUCUAUCAGUUAAUCACAUUUAUAUCCACAUCAGAGAUUAAGGUUAUUAAUUGGUUAAGACUUUAUUCCGAAAUAAGUUAAAAUGCUUUAUAAAGGUUUAAAUGCUUCAUAGAGUAUUCAUCUAUUCGGAAUAUUCCUACUUAUGUAAAACGAAGAAACUGAAACAUGCUCCGUCUUUUUUUUUUUCUUCUUCAUCUUUAAACUGUGCUACAUUUCAGAACGUUAAGUGUUCUUCUUAUUAUUGUAAGUAUUGUAUGUAAAUGAUUAAUAGUGUCCUAUCGUAACAAUUCCUAACAGACUUAUGGGACUUUCAUCUAUUUGUAGGCUAUAUUGAUUUAUUUUCAUUUCUUUUCAUGUUUGAAUUUUUAUUUAUUAUUCACUGUAAAAUAUGUGAUUGAUAUUUCACAUUUUGCUUGACACCUCAAGAAUAAUGUUGCUUUACAUGCACAGACAAACGAAAAUUCAAGUUUCAUGCAGAUAUUAAUAUCUGAAAUACCAGGCGAAACCAAAGCUAACAACAUAUUCCACAGUUAAUGUAGCCUACAUGUAAUGUAGCAGUGUAAUUUCAGAAGACAUUAGUUAAUCCACUGGAGUUGUAUGGAUUACUUUUACGAUGGCUAUAUGUGCUUUUUGGAGCUUCAAAUUUGGCACCCAUUCACUUGCAUUUUAUGGACCUAUAGAGCUUAAAUAUUCUUCCAAAAAUCUUUGUUUGUGUUCAGCUGAAGAAAGACAGACAUACACAUCUGGGAUGGUGUCACGUUUAUUUUUGUUUUUGUUCAUUUCAUUCAUUUGUUCAUUUCAUUUUUCAUUCAUGUUCUUCAUUUAGUCAUGUCUUUUAUUUUAACAUUUGUUUACUUCCUGGUCUGGUCACAUGUCUUGUCAUGCGAUUUCCUGUUCCCCUCAUGUGAUCCCUCUUGUUCAUGUGUUUAUUGGUUUGGUUCAUUGCCUUGUUAUCCGUUCUGUUUUAUCAUUUGUUCAUGUGUUUAUUGUCUUGUUAUCAGUUUUCUAUUUUUAUUAGUUGUCAUCUAGUCUCUGUAAGCCCUCAUGUUAGCCAAUGUUUCUUGUCGAGUAUUGUGGAUGUAAUGUCGUUGUUCUUAGUAAUGUUAUUAGGUUUGGUUCUUGUUAUCUUGUUUUCAUAGUCAUAGACUCAGUCAUGGUCAAGUCUGGUUUAGUUGUAGUCAUGGUUCAUGUUUCUUGAUUUAAUUUCUAGUUUUCUUAUGAUACUUUCACAUUUUGGAUUUAUCGUUUUGCACAUUUGAUUUAAUAAACUGCACUUGGGUUCUCACACUUCAGCUACUUCAUCUUCAUCUGUUCCUGUCUUCAGCCUGCAACGUUACAGAAUACUCGACCAAUCAUCAUGAACCCAGCAGUUCGCCUCAUCCAUUUACACCAGGGGAAUGGUCCCCUCGAGGACUAUGUUGCUGAGUUUUGUGAUCUCAGUUGUUAGGUGGACUUUAAUGAGAUCGCCCUCAAGGACAUUUUUCAGGCAGGCUUGAAUGAGCCCGUCUACUCCAUGAUGAAUGGUGGUCAGAUAACUUUAAAUCUGGAUCAAUACAUUGAUUUUGCCUUGCAACUUAGCGGUUCAUCUUUCACUGUAGGAGUGGCUGAUGAGGAACUUUGCACUCCUACAGUGGCCACCAUGUCAGAGCCGUCCACCAUCAUGGCCACAAAGGGUCACGAGCCAGCACCAUGCCUGCCACGGACCACAAGCCAGCGCCCACACCUGCCAUGGACCACGAGCCAGCACUCAUGCCUGCCACAGACUACAAGCCAGCGCCCACACCUAUCAUGCCAAGCCAUGUUGUCACGCCUGCCAUGCCAAGCCAUGUUGUCACGCCUGCCAUGCCAAGCCAUGUUAUCUCACCAUGUCAAGCUGCCACGUCUGACCCACCAUGCCAAGUUGCCACGUCUGACCUGCCAUGCCAAGCUGCCAUGUGUGACCCACUAUGCCAGACCACCUUAACCCCUGGGUCUCCACCUACAUUGGCUCCGCCCCCUGGGUCUCCAGCUGCUCUGCCCUCUGAGAGUCCAGCAUGCCUUCCCUCUGUGUGUCCAGCAUGCAACGCUGCCUCGCCAUGCCACACUAUCUCGUUAGGCCCUACUCCACAGCCCACGUCUGUCUUGUCUGACCCUGCUCCACUGCCAAUGUCUGUCUCGCCAGGCCACGCUCCACGCCCUGUCUUGCCAGACCAUGCUCUACGCCCGCCGGAUCCACUGUGGUUUCCUGCUGCAUCGCCUGGACUGCCCUUGUCUCCGGGCCAUCCACCUGCUCCGCCCUUGUCUCCAGCGCCAUCUGGUCCCCUGUGGUCUCCAGAGCCAUCUGGCCCCCGUGGUCUCCAGCGCUGUCUGACCCCCAUGAUCUUCAGCCCCAUCUGGUCCCCCAUGGUCAAGGUCUGGCAUUGCCCCAAGAACCCCGCCCCUCCAACUCCCUGUUGAACUCUUGUUUGUUUUAUGUUGAUUGUUGUGCAUUGGGAGCCACCCGUUGAGGUGGGGAUAUGUCAAGUUUAUGUUUGUUUUUGUUCUUUUCAUUCAUUUGAUCAUUUCAUUUUUCAUUCAUGUUCUUCAGUUAGUCAUGUCUUUUAUUUUGACAUUUGUUUACUUCCUGGUCUGGUCAUGUGUCUUGUCAUGCAAUUUCCUAUUCCCCUCGUGAUCCCGCUUGUUCAUGUGUAUAUUGGUUUGGUUCGGUUCAUUGUCUUGUUAUCAGGUCUGUUUUAUCAUUGGUUCAUGUGUUUAUUGUCUUGUUAUCAGUUUUCUAUUUUCAUUGGUUGUCUUGUUAACUUGUUUACCUAGUCUCUGUAUUUAAGCCCUCAUGUUAGCCAUUGUUUCUUGUCGAGUAUUGUGGAUGUAACAUCAUUCUCUUUUCAUAGUCAUAGGUUCAGUCAUGGUCAAGUCAAGUCCAGUCCAGUUUAGUUGUAGUCAAGGUUCAUGUUUCUUGUUUUGAUUUCUAAUUUUCUUUUGAUACUUUCACUUUUUGGAUUUAUUGUUUCACACAUUUGAUUUAAUAAACUUCACUUGGGUUCUCACA
Myxocyprinus asiaticus (Chinese sucker) is the source of this 10107-nucleotide messenger RNA. Its product is annotated as gastrula zinc finger protein XlCGF8.2DB-like. The transcript has 4 exons. The coding region runs from base 266 to 1336 and encodes 356 amino acids. Gene Ontology annotation, molecular function: RNA polymerase II cis-regulatory region sequence-specific DNA binding; DNA-binding transcription activator activity, RNA polymerase II-specific. Gene Ontology annotation, cellular component: nucleus. Lineage: Eukaryota; Metazoa; Chordata; Actinopteri; Cypriniformes; Catostomidae. The record is from RefSeq and is a predicted model, not a curated record. Gene Ontology annotation, biological process: regulation of transcription by RNA polymerase II.